AUGCCGUACCGAGCCGAGCUGAAAAGACCGGAUUUAAAAGGGAACUUUCCGUGUUCGGUGUGUGGUAAAGUGUUUUGCCAUUCGAGUUCGCUGAGUAGACAUCGAAUGCAGGCACACUUCAAGAGCUACCAAUGCACGCAAUGCAACCAAGAGAUAUCCAGCAACGAGACGCUCCGCUCGCAUAUGUUCCGCGUUCACUCGAUUUCCCGAAUGUUCAUGUGCAGAUGCUGCAAUUGGGCUUUCCCGGACAAGACGAGCCUCCACACUCACACUCAAAGCAUGGCCAGAAACAAUCAUCCCGGAGAUGUGGCUGUACUUGCCAGAAGUAACACUGAAGGAGAUCCAAUCGAUUCCGGAAUCAGCUCGUCCGGUUCUCCCACCCUUUCAUUCCCCGGUCUUCCCCGUGCGCCCACUCUUCCCGUGCCAAAACUCUUCCCACUUGCCCCUCAAGAAUUGCUUCUAGCCAGAUUGAAAGCUCAGGCCCAACUCGCUCAACAACCUCAAAUCCCUAACUUUAACGCUCAAUGGCUCUCAAACUGGCUAGCCAACAAUCCAUUUGCUCAACAAUUCCAAGGAUUCCAAUUUCUGCAUAAUCAGCAAAAUCAGCAAAAUCUUAAUAUUCCAAUCAAGUGUGAAACUGCUAGCAGUGAGGACAAAAUGUCAGACUUUGAUGAAGCAAUUGAGAUCAACAAUGAAGAGGCUGAAUCAUUCACCAGCACUUCUGGAAACGUCACUCCUAGCUCAAACACUGGUGUUGAACCGGGAGAGAUCUUCAAACAAAGCAAAGAAGCGCUCACUCCCGAGCUAAUCGCCAGGAUCGGAGUUAUUGAGCACACGGCUGCAUUGUCACCAAGGAGUGGAUCUCAAGCGGAGAAACAAUUCGUCUCUCCAAUGUUCAAUCAACAUUCACCAACUGCUUCCGAUUCACACUCGAGUGGAGUCUUGGAAGCAGCUUGCUUGGAAAACAAGUGCUUCAACUGUGAGUUAAAUCUCUCCAAAUCGGCAGCUUCCGAGGAAAGGGCUCGACUUCUUGAGGCAAGAAUUGUCGAACUUCAGAACACUCUUGGAGCUCUUUCGUCACAAAUCGUUCGACACAACGAGCUUCACCAACAACAGCAACAGAGAAUAGAACGACCACCACUCCCGUUUCCGCUUCCAUUCAUGAACCCGGAAGCCACAAAAAUGAAAUCGAUCUUAGAGAGUCUCAUCCAACAGCAGGGAAUUGUUCAAAACCUCCAU
Mesorhabditis belari is the source of this 1239-nucleotide messenger RNA. Lineage: Eukaryota; Metazoa; Nematoda; Chromadorea; Rhabditida; Rhabditidae. The record is from the annotation of a GenBank genome assembly.